This is a messenger RNA of Tachyglossus aculeatus (Australian echidna), 2937 nucleotides long. It is a transcript of the gene TMEM44, whose product is annotated as transmembrane protein 44. The record is from RefSeq and is a predicted model, not a curated record. The coding region runs from base 1 to 1926 and encodes 641 amino acids. NCBI's taxonomy places the organism in Eukaryota, Metazoa, Chordata, Mammalia, Monotremata, Tachyglossidae. The transcript is spliced from 13 exons.
AUGGUCCGGAGGAGGCCCCGCCCCCGGCCCAGUGCGGGCGGCCCCAGGGGCCGGGACGGGCGCGCCUCGGACCCCGAGAGAGACAGACCCCCGAGACCCCCGGCCGCCUGCCCGCCCGCCCGGCCGCCCCUCUGCCCGGCCGGCCGCCUGCCCGCCCCCCAUCUGCGGCCAUCCUCCCUGCGGCCCGCUCGGAGGACGGACCCCGCAGCCCGCACUCCGCCCGCACUCCUCCGCCCGCCCAACUGCCUCCGCGCGGGGACGGCGGGACCCGCUCCCACCCCCGGACAGGACCGGACCCCGGACCCCGGACCCCGGACCCUGCGGCGGACAGCCGCCCCCUGCGGACCGCCCCGCGCAGCGCCGCGCCCCCGCGCCGCGCCCCCCCCGCCCCGCCCUCGGCAGCGCCCCCUGCAGGCCCCCCGGGCCUCGGGCCGGCCCCUGCAGGGCGCCUCCUACAGCGCUCCCCCUACAGCGCGCCCCCCUGCAGAGCGCUCCCCCUACAGCGCGCCCCCUCCGUACAACGCGGCCCCUCCAGCGCCCCCCGGCGGGGGUGGGGGGAUGCGGCCGUCCGGCCCCUCCCAGCCGCCCCCCGAGGAGCCCGGAGAGGAGCCCUACCUGCAAAGCUGCUUCUCCAGGGAGAAAGUCUGCCUGUCCUUCGGCCUGUGGCUGCUGUCCGCCCUCUUCUGCACCGCCGACCACGCCCUGCUUUUCUACUUGAGAUGCGGAAAGAACCCCAGACCAGACAAGUCUGUAUUUGGUGUUAUUUACUGCUUUGUGGGCAGUCUGUGCAACACAACUGGAGCUCUUCUUUGCAAGCAACUCCCUAUCCAGGUUUUCACUGGUGCUUAUCUGGCAGCCACAGAUGUCCUAAACUUUCUAUUGAUCCUUUUUCCUCUCUGUGGCUCCAAAUUCAAGCCUAAGGCAGGUCGGAGCUCUCGGGAGAGGAAGGGUCGGAGGAAGGUUAAUGCUAGCCUGUUUGCCCUCAUUGUGCCUCUUAGUGUGGGCACAGGCUGGUUCAUCCUGAUGCCCGCCUCCUGGUCAACUGUGGAGUGCCGUGGGCCGCGGAGAAGGCUCCUUGGCACACUUCUUCAGGAAAAUAGUGAAAUCCUGGGCUGCAUCCUGGGAGUGAUUGCUGUGAUUGUCACCUGGACCUCCAGGAUCCCCUUAUUUGCCAAAAUAUGUCAGGGGAAGACUUGCCCGGUGCUCCGCCUGUGGGCCAACCUCUUCUCAGCCCUGGCUAGCUUCCUGUACGCCUCCACCAUCGUGGCCCACAGCCGGCAGCCGGAAUACCUGGCGCGCGCCGUGCCCUGGUUCCUGAUCGCUCUGGGCUCUGCGGCACUCGACCUGGCUGUUAUUUUCCUUUCCUGUGUGAUGAGAACCAAGCUGAACCAGAUGCUGGGUUUCCCAGUCGGAGCGACAGAAGCCGCUGACACAGAGGCUCUCCUGACUUGUGCUGUGAAGGAGGAUGACGAGAAACAGGGAGGAGAAGGAGAAGACAAGAAUUCGGAUUGGGUGCCACUCAACAUACUUCCAAACAACAAGUACCUUAAGAAGAUGGCAGCCAUCGGCCGUUAUAUGGAGCUGACCAUCGAACACGUUCAGGAGAUCGGCUGCAGCGCAACGCGACUGCCAGGAGAUGGACAGACCAGCGUUGGUGAAGUAGCCCUGCAGGACCCUCCGUCUCUGCUUGAACCUCCAGCCUACCCACCCAUCCAAGUCAUCCAUGCCAAAGUCUCUUCCUCUAGCUCUUCCGAGGUCUCCUCCAUAAACUCUGAACUGGAGCAAAAAUAUUGGGAAGCCCUAAAUUCAGAACAGUGGGACUUUGAAGACGCGAAUCUUCAGUGGAGCAAAAACAACUUGGAAAUGCCCAGGGUUCAGCCUCUUCGGGGUUCAGGACUCAGAACGCCGACUCCGUCGGACUCUUAAGGACUCGAGGCCAAGCCAUCUAAGAUGGGGUCAUAAGUCUGAGAAGAAUUGGGUGCACGUUUGGUGGCGAAGGUUGUAUGAGUGAGAAUCCGAUGUACUACGAUUUGCCAACCAUCUCUGUGGAAAGACAGUGAGCGUCAAGUAUUGCAUUUUAGUGAGUCAUUCCGACAUUUCCUUUCCCCUGUGUUCCUCUACUCCACCCUAAGCAAUACCCCCUCCAUUCAUUCUCCCUCCCCUUGCCCCUUCCGUAACGGCAGCAGUAGUAGUAAAGGCGUUUACUCAGGGUCUACUGAGCACAACACAUUGUUCUAAGCGCUUGGGAAGUAAAACAAAAGCACAAGACAUAUUCCCCGCCAAGGAGGAGGACAGGGAACUGGCUAAGUCAAACAAGAAAAGGGUGAUAUUUCCCUUUCUAUCCUAUCUGUUUCACCAGCUGGAUAGAAGACUUAUUUGCUUCAUUUAUAUCGAAUCCAGAGCUUCCUGCUUCCCUGAAGGCUUUGCUGGGCCCUCUUAUCAUCAAUUGUAUUUAUUGAGCGCUUACUAUGUGCAGAGCACUGCACUAAGCGCUUGGGAAGUACAAAUUGGCAACAUAUAGAGACAGUCCCUACCCAACAGUGGGCUCACAGUCUAAGUCGGGUGUUGGGGAAGGGGAAUUUGCGGGUGAUAGUCCGCCUUUUUUUAAAUCAAAGUAUCCUUAUUUGUUUUGAGAAAAUACAACGUGCAGCAUGCAGAGGGUGGUAAAGGGAGCGGGGUGGGUGUGUGUGAAUGGGGGGGUUUACAUUCAAGCACAACAAUCCUGCUGUCCUGAUUCCUUUUUGACAUGAUGAUCAGGAUGAAGAAAAGGGACUGGUUUGGGCUCACAUCGUUUGAUGUCUCAGGGCGAUUCUGAACCACAGCCCGACUUGGGUGCCAGAGUUUAACCGUUAAGUCCAGUGUGUACUCCCUCCCUCGAGAAGCGUCAAUAAAGGAAGCCUGCCUACCUGUGUUUGCCUGUUCUGCGUGCCGAACGAA